AUGGAGAUGCAUAAACAGGAGGGGCUUCUAACAGAUGCCGAGAUGACAUCUGUUCAAGCAUCUGAAGUUGACGAUUGGACAAAUUUCAGGGACAAUGAUAUUAUGCAACAGCAAUCUGCUAUCCUGGCUGAGGAAGCUGAGAAAAUUCCGUUUGUGGGUGACAAGGAACCUCUCUUGUCAUUGGAAGCUGAAUAUCAGUCAGGAAGUAGUAUUUUGCUUGAGAAAAUAAAGGUACUGAGUGAACGGUAUGCUUCCAUCAGGAGAACAAGGGGAGAUGGAAACUGCUUUUUUCGAAGCUUUAUGUUUGCUUACCUUGAGCAUAUUCUGAAAUCACAAGAUCGAGCAGAAGUUGAUCGCAUCACAGCCAAUGUGGAAGAAUGCAGAAAAACACUUCAGAGUUUAGGUUAUGCAGACUUCACAUUUGAAGAUUUUUUUGCGGUUGAAAUAGAAAUACGUACAAAAGUGAUCGGUUCCAUGGAGCACAUCAAAAGGAAUGAUUCUAUUGAUCAAGUAGUUGGUCCAUCUACGAAAGAGCAGCAGGAUGCUGAAGACACAGUUGACUCGGCUGUUCUUCCUCUGCCCAGAGCGAGGGAGCUUAGCUCUAGGUUUAUGUCUUCGGACAAUUGA
Molecule: messenger RNA, 627 nt
Organism: Ilex paraguariensis (yerba mate)
Lineage: Eukaryota; Viridiplantae; Streptophyta; Magnoliopsida; Aquifoliales; Aquifoliaceae
Source: the annotation of a GenBank genome assembly